UUCGCACAGUUACUAUUGUUGAACAGUUCUUGCAAAGUAAUCAAAUUCGUUCAAAUUAGUUCUGGUCGCGAUUUGAGCUUAAAUUUCUUUAGAUCAGAGCGAAAUAAAUGAAUAUUAAAAAUGCAAAAUUACAGAAAGUGGAUUUUUAUUGUUUGCCUUUGUGUUGGUUUCAACAAUCAUUUAGUGCAGAGCACACAGGAUGAAGAUAGCUGGAUAGAUCCCGAUGCUUGGGGACGUGAAGAAUAUUUUCAACAUGCACAACAACACGAAAAUAACUAUCAAAGUGAAGAAUCCAAAGCAAACUCUAAAUGCAUCCAAUAUAAUGGCAACGGCCCAAAUGCAGAAGCCGUUGCACUGAUGUAUUAUAAAAGGCUCAUUGCGUAUUUAUUUAACAGUGAAUAUUUCAAGCAUAAUGACUUGACCGGAGAAUUCACGCGUACUUUAAUCUUUACUGCUCUGCCAGCUCAGUUAGAACAGCUCAAGAACUUAAACGAUCCAAGAGAUUUGGAUACAAUUAUAACAGAAAUCCUCACGAAAACAAGAGAGCCUACUAAAGCCGAUUAUUAUUCCCAUUUUGCUAAAGAUGAUUUCACAAGUAGUAUGGGUAUUUUUGCCCUAAUUUGGGAUAUCAUCAAGGAUAUGGGACAGUUAUUGAAAGCUUCCGAGGUUCAAUUUUUACUCGGCGCAGCUGGUUUGCUAUUGAUUGGCUGGUAUUGUCAUCGAAAAUAUAGAGUCGGCAUUAUUACGAUGAUUAUAGGAGCGGUCGUGUGCUUCGGAUAUUUCCACACUUACUUAGAAUGUAAUCGCAAAUUGGAAGCUGAACGUUUAUUAGAAAUGCUUGCACGUCAUGAACAGUCAGCGCCGCAAGAGCCCCGUUGGUACACGCCCAUCGUAAACUUUUUUACUUCCAGUGAUAAACAGGCUCUAAAAGCCAAAAAGGAAUAUAUCAAAAAAUCAAGCCAACUAAAUUUGAAUUUCUGUCGACCCGAUCAUGUGUUUCUCAUGUAUGCAAAUGACUUGUUCUUAAAGCAGCUAACUUUUCUAAUAGACAAAUCUGUUGAGACAAUGGAAAUACUUAGAAGCAGUUUAGGCUUCCCUUACAAUUACUUAGCCGGUAUAUUGUUAGUUUGUCUCAUUGGCUAUAUUGUUAAAUUAACAUUCAAGUACAUACUCAGUCCGCGUGCUUGGGCCGGUGUAUGGCAGCAACGUGAGUACGCAACGCAACGCGGUGCCCUUCCCGGUACAAGCACAGGUACAGCACAUCAUGAAGAUCGUAUUUCGGGUGAAAAUUUAAAAAUGCUUUUGAAUGCCAUUAGCUGCGCGACGUCGGCGAACCAGAUUACAAUCAGCAAUACAACCGCCACGCCGGCUUUGAUGCAGGCACCGGAGCAUGGUUCUGGCGUGCAGGAAAUACUAGCGCCAUUGGAGAAUGGUAGUGCCGACACAGGUUCGGAGUCCUCAAUGUCGGAGGAGGUAGCUAAAUCAAAGGAAAAUUCGCCACAAAAGCAAACACAUAAAAGCGAUAACAACAAUGCAACAGAAAAACAGCAGAAUGUGUCAAGUGAUAACGAUAAAGCGAAUGCGGUGAAAUUGGAAGAUGUAUUGGAUAAUGAGGCGUAACAAUCGUAUUUGUUUUUAAAUUAUAAUAUUAUUUAUUUUUUAUUUAUUUAUUUUUAUAAUUUAUUACUAUUUCAUAGAAACGCUGCUUAACAGUUAAACAUAAUGUUAUACUCGCUCUUAAUAUGGAAAGUGAAACUCGGUGAAAUCUAUGAAGUUUAAUUAAGCAACUAAAGUACGAUAUUAAUGUUCUAAGUUAUAAACAUGCUACAGAUUAUGGCAGCAAACAAUGUGAUAUGCAUUAAAAAUACUAUUGUUAGAAUUUCUUUUAUAUAUUACUGCACAAAAGUUGUAAACGAUUUCAAAUAUUAUAAGUGAAAUUAAUUAUACAACAUUAAAGUUACUUCAAAUUGCUUGCCACUAAAGCGCAAAUAAAUCUUAAUUACCUGUUUUUAAUAAUUUCCCGCGUUAUAUAGUUUCUCCAUUGAAAUAAGAAAUGCGUCAAUUAUUUAUAAUUGGAUUAUUGGAUUUUUAUUUCAACUAUUAUAUUUAAAUUUCUUUGUUACAAUAUAUAUUAUAUAAGUAUAAUAUAUAUAUGUAUGUAUAUAUAUAUAUAUAUCAUUAUUAUGUUUUGUGUAUUUUCUUUCGUAUUAGUGUAAAGCUAUGUCUAGCAUUUAUGUGUAGUAUAAUUAUGUUUAUUAUUAUUAUUAUUAUUAGCUCAAACAAGUACAAUACAUACCGCCAUUCUCGCUUACUACUAUUGGUCAAUGCAUUCGCAGCGAAUGCAUACAUGACUUGUCUUGUAUAAGUGUCGACUCUUAUCGUUAUCUAUUUGCUACAUAUACAUAAGUCAUGUUUAACUUAAUUGUUUGAGUAUUUAAAUUCAUUCAUUUCGAAAUAAGCAGCUAAUAUGCUUCACUUUUUUCAACUUUGUACAGCAGCUUACGAAAAAAAAUGUUUAUUUUAUAUAUGCACGUGUCUUAUGUAUGUGCUACUAUUAUUUCCAUAUAUGCUAAAUCGCAGUUUUUGUUUAUACAAUUGCAAAAUUUGCUUGUUAAAAUGAAUAUGCAUUGAUGACAUGAAAGUGCUUGAAAUGCAGCCAGCCAGUGAAUUCAUUGUAAAAGCAUAAAUUAAUAUGUUUUUCAUAUUUUUAUAAUUUAUUUAAUUUUAUUAUAGAUUUUUAUUAAAAGAAAUUAAAUUUUCUAAGUUUUUAAUUUGCAUAUGAUUUUAUGUGAGUUAUUAU
Messenger RNA from Zeugodacus cucurbitae (melon fly), 2800 nucleotides. RefSeq names its product Protein tweety homolog 3. The record is from RefSeq and is a predicted model, not a curated record. NCBI's taxonomy places the organism in Eukaryota, Metazoa, Arthropoda, Insecta, Diptera, Tephritidae. The transcript is spliced from 6 exons. The coding region runs from base 121 to 1620 and encodes 499 amino acids.